This is a messenger RNA of Ophidiomyces ophidiicola, 1260 nucleotides long. RefSeq lists its product as uncharacterized. The transcript is spliced from 2 exons. Lineage: Eukaryota; Fungi; Ascomycota; Eurotiomycetes; Onygenales; Onygenaceae. Gene Ontology annotation, molecular function: protein kinase activity; ATP binding. The record is from RefSeq and is a predicted model, not a curated record. The coding region runs from base 1 to 1260 and encodes 419 amino acids. Gene Ontology annotation, biological process: protein phosphorylation.
AUGGCGGCUGAUUCCAAGGAGCCCGAGAUCGAUUACUUCACCUACGUGGAAGGCAAUGAGACAGGGUUGGAAUGCCCCCAGAACUACUGUCCCGGAGGACUUCAUCCCGUUCACCUGGGCGAUUGUCUAGGGGAAGAUGGUCGCUAUCGCGUUCUGCAUAAGCUUGGAAGCGGUGGCUUUGCUGUUGUCUGGCUAUGUCGGGAUUUACAGCAUGAUACCCCCCGCUACGUUGCGGUAAAGAUCGUGAUGGCCAUGGAAUCAACCGAUAAAUGUCCAGAACUACAUGCAAUGAAAUUGAAGCAACUCGGCGUUGACCAAGAGAUCGGUGGGAGCUCCCUCUGCCUACCCUCCAACUAUUUUUGGAUUCAGGGACCAAAUGGGGGGCAUCUUUGCCUUGUCUACCCUGUUGCUGGACCGAGUGUUUCUAAGAUUGCUCGCGAUGCAAGCUCCUCGCGUGCUAUUUCUCGUCAAGUUGUCGAGGGAUUAGCAGCUCUGCAUCGGCAUGGGUUUUGCCAUGGAGAUUUCACUACAUCGAAUAUCUUGUAUCAGCUCACGAGCUUGGAUGGAUUUACUGAGAAUCAGGUCAUGAAAACCUUUGGUCAGCCAGUAUCAACAAGACUUUUGACGGAGUCUAUGACACCACCAAUCUUGCCAAAUACGCCGAAGUACCUCGUGUAUCCGAUCGAUUUCACCAAAGUUGAAUCAAGCCUGAUAAUGGAUAAAGUCUACAUCAUUGAUUUUGGGCAAUGCUAUGAAGCUUUAAACCCUCCUAAAUCUCUCGGUACUCCAGCAAGAUAUUGUCCCCUUGAACUAUUGCUGGACAACAAAAUUUCUGGCACCCCCUGUGACCUCUGGGCACUUGGCUGCACUCUAUUCCAGAUAUGCACCACAUGGAAGCUAUUCGACACGUUUGAAGAUAAUCUUGACGAUCGGCUGUACGAAAUUGUUCUUCUCCGCGGCAAGCUCCCAGAGCCAUGGUGGACAUCAUGGAAGUCUCGCAGUCAACAUUUCACGGAUGAGGUGGAUUCGAGUGGUUGUCCGGAGCGCGCGAAUAAAAUGACAAGAAGGAAGCGGUUUAGGUCUCUUCAGGAACAGCUUCUGUAUGGAGGGAAUGGAGCUCACCCGGUUCCUGUGGAUGAAGUAGAGGCUUUGGCAGAUUUGGUUGGAAGACUGCUGGCCUACAAUCCUUGGGAUCGCCCAUCGGCUGAGACCAUACAAAAGCACAAGUGGUUCAAGAUGGAUUGUAUUUCUAAUAAUUGA